Messenger RNA from Thamnophis sirtalis, 3966 nucleotides. NCBI's taxonomy places the organism in Eukaryota, Metazoa, Chordata, Lepidosauria, Squamata, Natricidae. The record is from RefSeq and is a predicted model, not a curated record.
AUGCGUGACCUUCUGCGCAUGCGAGGUCACAUUUGCGACCCAUUAGUGAAGGUCUUUAAUGGUCUGUUUCUUUUUUCUUUAUUUCUAGGAAAUUCCACUUACUUAGAUGAUCAUGGACCAGCUCCUCGUAAGGUCCUUCCAUUCCCAAGCCAGGUGGUAUACAACAGAGUUGGAAAAUGUGGGAGUCGGACUGUGGUUUUGCUGUUAAGAAUUCUGUCCGAGAGGCAUGGGUUCAAUUUAGUUACAUCGGAUAUUCAUAAUAAAACUAGGCUUACCAAGAAUGAACAGAUGGAAUUGAUUAAAAACAUAAGCAUUGCAGAGCAGCCCUAUUUAUUCACUAGACACGUUCAUUUCCUUAAUUUCUCAAGAUUUGGAGGAGACCAACCAGUAUACAUCAAUAUUAUUAGAGAUCCUAUCAAUCGAUUUUUAUCUAACUAUUUUUUUCGCCGUUUUGGAGACUGGAGAGGGGAGCAGAACCAUAUGAUCCGUACUCCAAAUAUGAGGCAAGAGGAGAGAUACUUAGAUAUUAAUGUUUGUAUUCUUGAGAAUUAUCCUGAAUGUUCCAAUCCCAGGUUAUUUUAUAUUAUUCCAUAUUUCUGUGGACAGCAUCCAAAAUGCAGGGAGCCUGGUGAAUGGGCCCUCGAAAGAGCAAAAAUGAAUGUGAAUGAAAAUUUCCUCCUUGUGGGCAUUCUGGAAGAAUUGGAGGAUGUGCUGCUUUUAUUAGAAAGAUUUUUACCUCAUUAUUUCAAGGAUGUACUCAGCAUCUACAAAAACCCAGAGCAUAGGAAGCUUGGCAACCUAACUGUGACAGUGAAAAAAACCGUCCCUUCAACAGAAUCCAUCCAGAUCUUGUACCAGCGCAUGAGAUAUGAAUAUGAAUUCUACUACUAUGUCAAAGAGCAGUUCCACCUGCUAAAACGCAAGUUUGGAUUAAGAUCCUCAAAUGGUAACUCUUCUCCUAGGCCAGAAUUUGCCAUUCCUUCUCCUCUAGAAACUGAAGAGCCAGUAACAGAAGAUGAGGAGCAAGACGAUGAAAAGUGGUUAGAAGAUAUUUAUAAAAGGUGAUGCAAGAUGGAUUCCAAAUUGUUAAAAAAUGCUAAUAACAAUCUGAAGAAAGUGAGUUAAUACAAAGCAGCAUUUGAAAAGACACUACUCUUAGAUUGAACUCAGAAACCCCUUUCUGAAAAGGUGUAUUUGUUGAAAUAUUUUUGUUUGUUUCCUGGGCUCCACAGCAUUAUUGUAGUUAGAAUAUACUUUUAAAUAUAUCAUCUCUUGUUUAAUUAGAAAUAACAUUGAUGUUGUAAACUAUUUUUGUAUAUGGUACUUUACAAGAUGAUAUCACCUUGUUGGUCAUUUGCAAUUUUCACAAAACUAGCUUGCCUGAUGUAGCAUUUAAUUUAAUAUAUUAGAGUUUUAUUUGAGCACAUUGAAAUAAUAGCAUGAUAUAAGAGAUUUGUCAUUGCCUGAAUAAGGAAUGCUGUUGUUCUGAAAUAACAAAACUAUCCAUUGCUACUAAUACCAUUUGAAAAGAGACAACCAGGCUGUUAACAACAGUAAAAAUAGGAAUAUAGAGAAGCCUAGUUAAUGACUAGCAUGCUCUAGAUGUGUUUGACUACAACUUCAGUGAUUCCCAAUUAGAUCUGUGUUGCCAGUAACUGGCUGGCAGCAAGGAGAGUUGUAGAGUGUUGGGAAUUUGAGAAGGUGGGUAUCAUUAAAUAUCAGUACAGUGCUGAGGUUGAGUAAAACCGAAAAGGAUAACAUUAAUGGAAUUUAAACUUAGACUGCAGAAGAAAAUAUGAGAUAUUCUUUUUUUAUUUUAAAGGAGAUUCCUUUUUCCAUAGUAGUUUUGACAAUAAGCAAAUAUCCAUAAAAGAAGGGGAACAAGAACUUUAUGGGAUGUUACAUUUCUGUAACAUUGUAAAUAUUGAUAAAAUUAAUUGGUUCUAAUUUCAAGACAUUAUUUCUGAAGGUGGAAAUUUAUAAUUGCCUCAACUACUCUGAAAAUCUGAUACUUUCUGACAAAUAAGACUGAAGAUGAAUAUGCUGUGAUCCCAUCAGAUGUCUUCAGUUCUUUUUCUCUCUCAAAGAAGUCAAAGUUUAACUCUUGCAUAUAGAUAAGCAGCAGAUACUCUUAACAGCAUCUUCAAAUAGUACUCUGACUGCAAUAGUCAACAUUUAUGACUGAUAAUCAAAAAUUACCACUUGAAAGAACAAAGUUGUAAGAGUUGGGUGCGUAUUCUGUUUAUUGGUGCGUAUUGGGUGCGUAUUCUGUUUAUUGUUUUGGUGUAUAUUAGUCAACUCCCAUUUAACAAAUUCCCUUUUCAGAGCCGAUGGAUAUCUGUUGCAUUCUGUUUUUUUACAAUGCUACUAGCAGGAUUUGAACACACAAAUUAUGUUGUGGCUACACACUUACAUGAUUGAAAAAUCUCACUAGGUGGUUCCAGUGCACUACUCUGAAGGAACACACUGGGAACUCAAAACAAUAAUUAACCAAAAUGCUGCAUUGUAUAUUAAGUGGUUUCUAUGAAAUUACAUUUAAAGAGUAAUGAUUAGUUUACACACUGUGGAAUUGUUUUCUUUUGGGGAGCAAUUUAAUAUUCACAUGCUGGAAUGUUUUGUUUUUUUUAAAGUUAAAAUUUGUGUGUGCUACAAGAAUCCUGGGUUACUUAACAUGUUUGCUUUCUCUGCAAUUUCACUAGAAUCUAUUUUUUAUCAUGCUAUUUAAUAUUAUUCUUUGCCACAAAUACUUUGAAAUGUUAAAAGCAAGAGCUGCCAGUUGAUUUAUUCGCUAGAUGUUAAUGUUGUAUAUUUUUAUAUAAGCAACUUGACUUCUAUUCUAUUUCCAGAAAGGUACUUCAUAAAUUUAUUUGGCACAUAAGCUUUUAAUAUUUCUGAAAGAACAGGCCAUAUAUCCGUCAUGAAAAAAUGUACUUUCAAUAAUUUAAAAGCACAUUUUAUGUUCACUCAUUUUUUUUUACUUAUUUAUUGUGACUUUUCAGCACAUUCCAAAUUUUAAGUUGCUCAGGAAAGAAAUUCAUUUGAAUCAUUUUCUUUUCUUUUUUCAAAAAUAGUGAUUGUUGUUAUAGAGCCUUCAGCCCAUGAUAACCUUCUAGAAAGUGCCAUAUUGGUUUGUAAAUCACUGUGAGAGAGAAAGAUGAAUUCUUGGAAUAUGUGAAAAUAAUGAAGAGAAUAUAUGUACAUUAGGUUGGUUAUAAAUGAAAACAGCCAAUAUUUGAAUUAAAUAUACCUUAACUUAUUCACUCACGCUUUGACCUAACCUGUCUAUUUUUAAUGCACUAACAUUUCCACAUUGCUUGUUCUUCACAGAGUCAUACAGUUAUGUCUCUGGCCUCCUUCCCCUGCCCCAUGUCUGAAUGUUAAAAGUUUUCCCAUUGAAUCACCCUAAAAACGUUUAUUGUAGUUUAUUGGCUGAGGGUCAUACUUCAGUUGUGUUGUUCUGACAUCACUACGUGAGAAAUACAAUCAACAUUGGAGCUGUGCUACAUUGCACUGCCAGUAUAAGUUACAUAACCAAUACUAGUUAUUGUUUUUUCCAUACACAGCUAGUGUAAAUAAAGGUGGCAGAGAAUAAUUGCUGUCCAGGGUAAAAUUAUUUGUCAAAAGUGCUCAGGCAACUUUAUGAAGUUUUAUAAAUGAUCUUAAAAGGCUUUGAAUUGAAAAAAAUGAUUAAGAAAUGGUCCAUUCAAGUGUACUGUACUCUAGGAAGAUUAUAAUCUUCUAAAAGUAUGGUUGCAUUGCAGUUAUCUAAAAUAUCCAUGCAGCCUUCUGAAAUUAGAAGGUCUUUUUGUCUUUUAAAGGCAAUUAUAGUUUUUCAUCAACAUUUAGUUGUCAUCUAAUAUUUAUGAUGAACAGCCUUCAUUCUGUUGUAGAAUUUGAUAACUCAAGCCAAGUAAUCAAAAUUGGAUGCUUUUAAGAUCCAGUGCUGCAAUUAAUCUAAGUAAUCUA